Microtus oregoni (creeping vole) is the source of this 327-nucleotide messenger RNA. Its product is annotated as glypican-3-like. The coding region runs from base 10 to 327 and encodes 105 amino acids. Lineage: Eukaryota; Metazoa; Chordata; Mammalia; Rodentia; Cricetidae. The transcript has 2 exons. The record is from RefSeq and is a predicted model, not a curated record.
CUGAGAACCAUGUCUGUGCCCAAGGGUAAAGUUCUGGAUAAAAACCUGGAUGAGGAAGGACUUGAGAGUGGAGACUGUGGCGAUGAUGAGGACGAGUGCAUUGGGAGCUCUGGGGACGGAAUGAUGAAAGUGAAGAACCAACUGCGCUUCCUUGCAGAGCUGGCGUAUGAUCUGGAUGUGGACGAUACUCCAGGGAACAAGGACCAUGUAGAUCAGAAGGACAACGAGAUUAUCACCUCUCACAGCGUGGGGAAUAUGCUGUCCCCACUGAAAAUUCUGAUCAGUGUGGCCGUUUACGCGGCAUCGUUUUUUUUCCUGGUGCACUGA